Messenger RNA from Pleurotus ostreatus (oyster mushroom), 6789 nucleotides. RefSeq names its product 1-phosphatidylinositol-3-phosphate 5-kinase (gene FAB1). Gene Ontology annotation, cellular component: endosome membrane; fungal-type vacuole membrane. Gene Ontology annotation, biological process: phosphatidylinositol phosphate biosynthetic process. NCBI's taxonomy places the organism in Eukaryota, Fungi, Basidiomycota, Agaricomycetes, Agaricales, Pleurotaceae. The record is from RefSeq and is a predicted model, not a curated record. Bases 1 to 6789 code for a protein of 2262 amino acids. Gene Ontology annotation, molecular function: metal ion binding; ATP binding; 1-phosphatidylinositol-3-phosphate 5-kinase activity. The transcript has 14 exons.
AUGGAAACGCAAGGGUCGUCACCGGUGCUGGGGUCGUUCAGCAGCCCAACGUCCAGGUCGCGUAGCAGCUCUAAGCUGGUCGACGAUGUGACGAGCUUGACGUCGUUCAACCCGUUCUCGGAGGAGGACGAGAACGACCAGUCUUCAUAUACCUUGGUAACGUCGUUGUUCUCGCGUAUGAAGAACACGCUGUCUGCGCCGCUCUCCUCUGCUGUCACCGCCGCCUCAACUUCUACCAAUCCCGCUACCUUGACCAACGUUGGCGCGAGUGAACAACGGAGGCCGUCCUACACGCUUCCCAAUUCACAGUCGACCUUUUCUUCCAAGUACUCUAUUCCGGAGAGAAGCAAACCGUUUCCUACCAUCCACCCUAACCCAGCACCGCCGCUGGUAUCACUGACACCGGUCCACUCAGAAUUCCCCACUUUCCAUUCCGGGUCUCCUCCACGCGGUGCUGGCGGGUACCCACCAGCCUACGACACACAAGAUGGAGGUCAAUAUGGUACUGCUAUCCCCGGAUUUCCCGUCGUCGAUGACGCUCGUAGCAUUAAGACUUCUACUAGUCAUCAUCGCUCCGGAUCCGUGUCGAAGGUCAUACGGCGCAUUCGAGGCGAAGGUUUAUCGAAAGACUAUUGGAUGGACGACGAGAAUUGUAAAGAGUGCUAUGAUUGCAAAAGCCUGUUCACGACUUGGAGACGGAAGCAUCACUGUCGCAUUUGCGGACAGAUAUUUUGUUCUCGCUGUGCCUCGAAUAUCAUUAAAGGUACUCGCUUCAACCAUGACGGUAUGGUCCGGGUGUGUAACCUCUGCCUCGAUAAGCUCGCCAAAGUAGAUGAUGAUGAUGACGACGACCGUCGUUCUUUUGUAUCCUCUGUACAUUCCUUUCCAGCGCAUCAACUCGGCAACGACCCGUUCUCGUAUCAUCCACACUCCCCGUUUGCGGCGUCACAAAUCUUCGGGCGCACGGAUGAACCAUUUAACCUUUAUUCCAUAGCUGAAACCAAGCGCUAUGCGUCGCGUUCUGAAGAAGACCUAGGCGGAGUUUCGUUCGACGCUCUCCAGGAACGCGAGGAUGGCGUCUGGGAACCUAUACGCGAGACCCCCGCGCCCUUCCGCAGGGCGCUUGCGGAUGAAGAGAAAGACACUUCUGACAUUCCAAGUCAUUUCGCUACCGAUUCACCUGCUACUGGUGGACCGGGUACACCUUUGGACUUUCCAUCGGCGGCUCCAGUAAACCCAGACGCUCCUGUGAGCUCAAUACAGUUCCCUAUGGGCUCACCGGAACGUGGUCUCGACAGUCCGCGAUCGCAAAGUCGCUUGAGAACUCGAUUCGAUUCUUAUGGGGAUUUUGAUGCCGCUACUCCCUUCAUACGCAGCCGCGUUCAAAGUCGGCUGGACACGUUUCUGGGCGAAGUGGGGUGGAGAACGAGGCGAGAGAGUACAGCUUACGCUCAAGAACUCAACCUUACCUCGAUGCUUCAUUUAAAGAUUAUGCUGCGACAAAUGCUCACCACGGAACAGAUACCUAACAUCAAAGAAUGGGAAGAGACGCUGCUGAAGCUUGCCCUCAGAAUAGCGAAGGAACUGACAUUCACUACGCAUCCCCAUCGUCAAGGGGAAGACAUGGACGUGCGCCGAUAUGUAAAGAUAAAGAAGCUUCCCGGUGGUUCACCUCAGGACUCCGAAUACGUCGACGGAGCUGUGAUAACCAAGAACGUUGCUCAUAAGAAGAUGCAGCGAUCUCUCCAGAACCCUCGCAUCAUGCUCAUCACAUUUCCCUUGGAGUUCCACCGAGUGGAAGGCCAGUACAUGCACUUCGGCCAAAUUGUUAGGCAGGAGAAGGAGUACCUUGGUAAUCUUGCGAGCCGUAUCGCGGCACUCCUACCUCAUAUAGUGUUGGUAGAGAAAUCGGUAUCCCGCCUAGCACUCGAUGCCCUAGCACAGUACAACAUCGCUGUGGCGCGCAUGGUGAAACCCUCUGCUAUCCGUACUGUCGCACGUAUGUCUCAAGGUGACUUAUUCUCUUCCAUGGACAAACUCGCGUUCGAACCACGGCUAGGCCAUUGCGCGCGAUAUCGAAUCCAAACCUUCGAUCAUCCUCUUAUCCCUGGUCGAAGGAAGACGUUGAUGCGGUUUGAAGGUUGCAGCCGAGAUAUGGGGUGCACAAUUAUUCUCAGAGGGGAGAAUAUCGAGACGCUGCGCAAGAUCAAGAAAGUUACGCGGUUCUUGACUUUCAUUGUCCGCAAUCUCAAAUUGGAAACACAUCUUUGGAAGGAUUCUGUCAUUACCCUUCCCGCGUUCAAUCCUGAGGCGAUACCGAACAGUCCUGGGGAGGGUCGGCCAGCUCUCUCGAAUUUAACCAUUCCAUCUAUGUUCUCGCAUCCCGUUUUGUCGACCCCUCGCUUAGCAACCCCAACUAUCCAAGUCAACGACUCGGCCUCGGUUUCUGAUGUCCUGCCCCACGAUGAAGAGCGGGAUGAGGUAGACGAACAACUUAAUUUAACAUGGCGCAUCGAUCAGUCACUGGAACCAUACAAGAAGACAUUCAUAUCCGUAUCUGCUACCUUACGCUUUCCGCCGCCUUACCCUAUUCGCCGGAUGAAAGAGCUAGAUGUCCAGUUACAUGAAGCCAAACGAGCCUGGGAGGAUGAAAUAGUACGGCGGGAGGAAAAGUUGCACUCUAGGCAUGCGGCGGAGGGUACAGUCACACCGGUGACAAUUACAGAUGCCGUCGAACCUAAUGAUGGGAUAGUCCCUCUGAAUCUUAAUGUAGCAUCCCCUUCAAACGAUGAGGCGGCGACGCCUACGGUAGCCGCAGACGAUUGCUAUUUUUCCCUCCCCUUAGGCAGCGGGACUUCGAGCGUCUUCCCGGCGUCUGCAGGCUUAUCGGCGCUGGCUACACCGAUGUUCGAAGGAACCGCGGAGUUGAUGAAGACGGAGGCAGACAUAGCACUGGAAAGUCGAUAUACGCUCAUCAAGUUGCAGCACGAGGAAGAGAGGCGUAUCUGGGAGUGGUACCUUCGCAAGAACAGUGACGACUUCGUGGUGGAAAAGUACCAAUGUAUCAGUUUGUGGGAAUAUACCAUCCCCAUCGCUGAGUUUGGCCUACAUCGCGCGUGCUUCCCACCUCAGCUGAACUAUAUCACAUUCUAUGGCGAGAACGACUGUACGCUGGGGCAGUUCAUCGAAAAAUCAAUAUCCGACACGCUCACCGAAUUCCUCAACCCCAAGGCCAUCUGCACUGGUAAAGGUUGUGAUCAGCCUCUCGCGCGUCAUUGCAAGGUCUAUGUCCAUCAAGAAACCCGACUCUUCGUUGCUGUCGAACAAUGGGAUGGUCAGAUCAUUGGCCGGUCGAACUAUCCUCCCUCCCCAGAACACAUAACAACAUGGAGCGUGUGUCGAAAGUGUGGAUCAGCAACACCCUUCAUUCCUGUAUCUGAAGAGAUGCAGAGGUAUUCCUUCGCCAAGUUCCUCGAGCUCCACUUCUAUCCAGCAGACGUUAAGCUUGUGCUCGGUGCUGGGUGUGAGCACAAUAUAUAUCAGCAUCAUAUUCGGUAUUUCGCCUCGAACGGGAUGACCUUGCGCUUCCAGACUGACCCUGUUGUUCUGCACGAAAUCGUGUAUCCUCCUGUGCGCAUUCGUGUACGUCCGGAGACUCAACUUGAGCUCAAGAACAAGGACUUCGAUCGUCUUCAUCGCCGGAACGUUCUCUGGUAUUCUGCUUUGAUAGAUGACCUGAGAUUGAUCAGCAUCGACGCCGCUACGGGAGACGAAGAAAUGGAUGAGAAGUUACUCGCCGAGGUCAACGUGUUGAUUACAAGAGCGGAAGAAGAGAGGGAAGAAAUCAGUCAACUUAUCAAUCGCCUCUAUAGGGACUCCCCUCCUACGGACACACUGGCCUUGAACCCUGUCUACUCCUUCCGGCAAGACAAGAUCGUCGCAUGGCAGCAGGACUUCGAUAAAUUACCCAAGCCCCGUCCAGUCCAAGAGAAGGUCAUUAACGAGAAAGCCUACAAGAAGACAUCUGCUUUUGGUACGGUACGCGCAGCCAUGUGGCCCAAGAAGCCUGGCCUUCCUUUGGGGUUUGACAAUCCUCAUGUACCGUCGUCAAGCGUUUCUGAGGCUGAGGAAGUCUCUCCAACCUCUAGGAGAAGCAAGAACAAAGUCAAUAAUUUCACCUCGUCCGCUUCAGAGGCCUCCGAGAUCGAGCCAGACACCACUAGUGCCGAAAGUACCACUAAGAUCGAUCCAAAGGAAGGAGAACCAAUAAUACUGGAGCCUCCAGUCAUCACUGAAUCUCCUAUCGAAUCUAAGCAUCAGGCAACUGACCCGGAAAGUGACUCUACUAUCGGUGCUGCACAAGAAGAUGCUGCACAGGAAAAUACAGCUUUGCCUGAGAGGCCAGAUUUGGACACAGCGAACACAGCCGCGGAAAUUGACUCGGCUUUACCAGCGUCGAAGUUACCACGGCGACCUUUGGGUCAGGACCACGUAGCUGAAUUGGUUAGAAAAUAUUCCGACUACUUGCCAGCUCAAGGCGUCCAAGAACUGGCGAAAACAGCUUUUCCUCCACGUGUGAUUGUGUCCGAAAGCGAGCAAGAGUAUCCUUCAGUCCCACCAAUACGCAAUACGCGGUCGAAAAGCCGUCGUCUCCCAACCAAGAAGCCGUCUAUCUCGGACUUCGAGCAAGGUUAUACGGCCAAUGUAGCACCGUUGUACUUGACCCAUUCCAGGCGCUCCCUCGGCGCAAUCCCCCACAAUAGCCGCAUUCCAGGCCCAAUUGUUUCUGCCUUCGAAUCUGUCCGUUCCAGAGACUCGUCGCGCCGCGCUUCUCCCGAAAAGCGCUCCGUCAGCGGUAAAACGAAGGAGGUACGAUUCAACCAGCCAGGGUCACCGCCACAUGGCAGAGCUCCUUCUGGAAAGUUAGGCAAGAGCAGGCUGGCGACUCGGACUAAUCCCGCUGACAAGCCUCAGUCUCAGUUGCGGUCUGCCUCAACCUCGACGCCUAAAUCUGCUCUCAGACGGCCUGUAGGAACCCCAGGAGGUAAAGUAUCGAACAUCGCCCGACAUUUUGAACGUAUUAGCCGCGAUACAGAGCGUUCUAAAACACGCUAUGCCGUCAUUCGUGGAAAGAAAGCUCGCCCAGUUGCAUCCGCCCGUGCCAAAGUAGAGAUACUGGAAAGCAUCAAAGAUGCUGUACAAGACGACGAGAGCGAGGGUUCAAAUUCUUCCAGUGAAGCUGACGACGAAGGGGAAGGGGACGAGGACCGUAACGACCACGGGAAGCCCUCUCUGCCGCCCGUCGUCCAGUCGACACCAGACUCUGAACCUCAAAUCGAAGAAAGCGCAAAGACCGCCCCAGCUGAUACAUUCCCAAUCCCGCCGCCCGAUCCUGCCGCUGAGAAUACAGCAGAACUCAAGCCUCCUCGGCCCUUGACCACCAUAUCAUUGCCCCCGUCUCCGUUCCUGACGGCUACGAAAAACAGAAGUGUAUCUACUCCACCCCCAGCAGACUUCGACAUAGGAGGGACUGCUGGAAACUCUAUCCUGAAAGCUAUUUCGUAUUUUUUGCCUCCACAGCCGGUAUCACGAUGGGCGCUGGAGAAUGAGCUUGUGAAUGACCCAGAACAUAUUUUCCGCGACACAUCCAUGGUAGUACGCACCGAUGAGCCAACAUCUAUCAUAGCCUUGGCCCUGAACUCUCCACAAUACAGGGAGAUGUUGACCAAGUCAAGGGCGGAAAAACGGACCGCUCAACAAGCGCGGGUGACUGAAGGCGGAGAAGUGUUCAUGCCUGACGACCGUUCUGUAGCCGAAUCAACUUCAACUUGGGAAGACUUGAAGGUUCCUUCUUCCAAACUCCCUUGGGCCAUCACGUUUGAAAGUGGUGGGUUGACCAUCAGCUGUACCGUGCUUUAUCCAGAACAAUUCGAUGCCUUGCGCCGCACAUAUGACUGCGAACGAAGCAUGGUGGAAUCUCUCGCACGAUGUGUCAAAUGGAACGCCAAUGGUGGAAAGUCUGGGUCAGCAUUUCUAAAAACGAGAGACGAUCGUUUCAUUGCGAAAGAAAUCUCCCGUCCUGAACUGCAAACUAUGGAAACAUUUGCGCCUGCAUAUUUCGAUUACAUGUCUUCUGCAGUUUCUGCUAACCGCCCUACCCUUCUCGCCAAAGUCUUUGGAUGUUACAAGUUGACGUUCCGCAAAACGUCCGGCAAAGAUAGCGGCCCAGAACGAUCAAAGUCUACGCAAAUGAAUCUACUCGUCAUGGAGAACCUGUUUUAUGACAGGCGGUUUGCUAAGAUCUAUGACCUUAAAGGCUCAACCCGUAACCGCCAUGUCCAAUCCACCGGCAAGGAAAAUGAAGUACUACUCGAUGAAAAUUUAGUAGAGACUGCCCAUCUUGCCCCUUUCUAUCUACGCGAACACUCCAAGCGUAUCCUGCGCGGAGCUCUCUAUAAUGAUACCAAGUUCUUGGCCGAUACCAAUGUUAUGGACUAUUCCCUGGUCGUCGGGAUUGACAAGGAAAGCAACGAACUAGUUGUCGGUAUCGUCGAUUAUAUCCGCACGUAUACCUGGGACAAGAAACUAGAAAGCUGGGUGAAAGAGUCGGCGUUCCUUGGUGGCGCUGGCAAAGGCGAACCUACGAUCGUCACCCCGAAGCAGUAUCGCCAAAGAUUCAUUACCGCUAUGGAGAGGUACUUCCCUUUGAUCCCUGACCGUUGGAUGAAGCAGAAAGACACGCCGGAAGAAGACCCAAAUUGUUUCGCUGAACUCUGGCCUGAUUGGUAG